AUGAAGCUGAAUGAACGGAGCGUGGCCCACUAUGCCACCUGCGACUCGCCCGCCGACCACACCGGCUUCCUACGCAAGCGGGUGGAGCGACACCCCCACCAUUCCGCGGGUGGUGUCCCCUUCGCCAUCCGCUUUGAUGACGCCGGCGCCCGGGCGUACGUGCUGGUGGCCGACGGGCAGGCUGCCAUGGAGGCCUGGGUGAAGGCGCUUUCGCGGGCCAGCUUCGACUACAUGCGGCUGGUGGUGAAGGAGCUGGAGAAGCAGCUGGAGGAGGCCUGCAAGAGCUUGGCCGCUUGCCGCAAGUCUCCGCGGAGGUCCUCCUCCUCUGGCAGGAAGAGGCAC
Molecule: messenger RNA, 342 nt
Organism: Eurypyga helias (sunbittern)
Lineage: Eukaryota; Metazoa; Chordata; Aves; Eurypygiformes; Eurypygidae
Product: sesquipedalian-2-like
Exons: 2
Biological process (GO): receptor recycling; endosome organization; retrograde transport, endosome to Golgi
Cellular component (GO): recycling endosome; early endosome; trans-Golgi network
Source: RefSeq, a predicted model, not a curated record